AUGGAUACGGAAGACAAUAUUCAAGAAGUUCUCGGGUCUGAAGAAGAAGUUGACUCUGGCAAUGAAACUGAAGAAGGGGAAGACGAUUCAUAUGAAGAUUCUUCUGAAGAAAUGGAAGAAUCUUCGGAGGGUGAAUCUGAAGCAGAAGAAGAAGAACCAAAAUUGAAAUAUAAGCGUCUUGAUGCCGCUGAAAUAUUAAAAAACGACGCUGCAAAUCCUGAUUUUAGCAAGAAAGAUACUCAACAAUUUGUAUCAGGUGGCUUGGCUGGUCAACUAAUCUUGAAUGAAAAAGGUUGGUUUGGCCAGAAGCAAGACAAAGUACUUCAACAUUCUGGGGAAGGUCCAAUAUAUGCCGCAAGAUGGAAAGGAACACUAAUCGCUUACGCUAAUGACGAAGAACAAAAUAUAUCAGGCCAUCCGCCACUCUUUGCUGAAGUUAACAUGAUAUUAAAUACAAAUGAUUAUAUUGUGUGUGGUCUCGCUCCAUUUGGUAAUAUGACAUUAAUAUUAGCUUACCUUAUUGACAUCGUAACAAAUGAGGAUUUAGAUGACUCAGAACAGCGUAAACGCCAUCAAGCUAAAUGUCCUGAACUUCGAAUUUUGAAUUCAUCUAAUGAUGAGAUUUCAAUUGAUGCAUUACCACUUCAUGGAUAUGCUCAUUAUCAAGCUAAUGAUUACGUGCUUGAUUAUUUUCCGUCGGAAGAAGACAUGUUUUACGUUGUUAGUCCAAAAGAUCUUGUAUUGGCGAAGCCACGCGAUUCCGAUGAUCACGUUGGUUGGCUUUUGGAUCGUUUUAGAUAUGAAGAAGCUCUGGUAUCGCUUCAGGAGGCUCAAGCUUGGGGUGGCAGUAAGGUCUAUAACUUAGAUGAAAUUGGAGAGAAAUACUUAAUGUAUCUAGUUAAACAAGCUGCUGAAAAUUGUAAAAAUAUUCUUAAAACAAAUAAAGAAUUAUGGGAAAAAUGGAUUUUUACGUUUUCUGAAUUGAAGCAUCUAAAGACCUUGUAUGAAACCAUAAGGAGUUGGCCAUCAACAAUUUAUACUAUUCAAAGUGUUAUUGAGCCUAUUGAAGAUGUUUUGGAAAAAGAACCUGAAAAUAAAACUUUAAUGGAAUGCUUGGCUGAACUAUAUGCUUACAACCGUGAACCUGAAAAAGCACUUGAAUAUAAUCUUCGUUUGCGUAGACCAGACGUUUUUGAUUUAAUAAGAACUUAUAAUCUAUUCUCAGCUGUACAAGACAAAGUAAUUCUUUUGAUGGACUUUGAUCAGCAUCUUAUGUCAGAGGCCCAAAAGGAAAAUGAGACGAAGGAUAAACAAAAUUACAUGCAUGGUGUACCACAAGUCAAAGCAAAGAAUAUGCCAGCAGUACAAUUAUUAAUUGAAAAUACUGAUUCAGUUCAGGUAGAGUUAUAUGCAGAGUAUGAUUAUCAAAGAUUAAUAGAAUUCUUGCGUGCCAGCAAUUACUACACUCUAGACAAGGCGUUUGAAAUCUGUAAACAAAGAGAUCUAGUUCCGGAAAUGGUUUUUAUUCUUGGUCGUAUGGGUAAUAAUAAACAGGCUUUAAUGUUGAUUAUAGAACGAUUAGGAGAGGUUCAGCGUGCAAUUGAUUUUGCUAAAGAGCAAGAUGACGAUAUACUAUGGGAAGAUUUAUUGAGAUAUUCAUUAGACAAACCGCCUUUUAUUACUGGCUUAUUGGAGAAUCUUGGUAACAUUAGUAUUGAUCCAAUAAAACUACUCGAAAGAAUUCCUGAUGGCUUAGAAAUCGUUGGACUUAAGCAAGCUUUAAUUAAAGUCCUUCAAGACUUUAAUUUACAGGCGUCUUUAAGAGAAGGAUGUCAAACAAUAUUAGUGAGUGACAGUGUGUCCAUGGCUUGCCAGCUUCAUCGUGCACAGAAACGUGGGAUUUCAUGUGGAG
Messenger RNA from Racocetra fulgida, 1912 nucleotides. Lineage: Eukaryota; Fungi; Glomeromycota; Glomeromycetes; Diversisporales; Gigasporaceae. The record is from the annotation of a GenBank genome assembly.